Messenger RNA from Plasmodium relictum, 4443 nucleotides. RefSeq names its product vacuolar protein sorting-associated protein 9, putative (gene VPS9). Gene Ontology annotation, biological process: vesicle-mediated transport. Gene Ontology annotation, cellular component: cytosol; endocytic vesicle. The coding region runs from base 1 to 4443 and encodes 1480 amino acids. The record is from RefSeq and is a predicted model, not a curated record. Gene Ontology annotation, molecular function: small GTPase binding; guanyl-nucleotide exchange factor activity. The transcript has a single exon. NCBI's taxonomy places the organism in Eukaryota, Apicomplexa, Aconoidasida, Haemosporida, Plasmodiidae.
AUGAAUGAUAAAAUUGAAUAUGAUGAGCAUUUUAUUUUUAGUAAUGAAUGGGAUGAGCUUACAUACAAAAACCAUGAUAAGGGAAUUUUAAAUAAAAAUAAUGAAGUAGUCAAAAAUAUAAAUGAUAUGGACUUUUUUUUUGAUAAUUUCGAAGAUAAUAAUGAGAAACCAAAUAACGAAAAACUUCAAAAUGGAAAAAUAAAUGGAGAAUCAACUGUAAAUGCAUUUAAUGAUUCUUUAUGGCUUGAAUCAGAUAUCAGUAACAUCUCCAUAAACAAAACGCAUGAAGAACAUAACAUUAUUAUGAGAAACUCUGAUAACUCUUAUAAAAUAAAUGAAAAUAUAAAUAACAGCCAUGACUUAGAAUUACAUAUUGAUGAAAAAGUUGAUAUAGAUCCUAAAUUGGAUUUAUGGGAAAAUAAUAAAAAUUUCUCAUCUAAUAAUAAUUCAACAAAAGGUAAAAAAACCAACUUUUAUAAUUACAAAUGUAAUAAGGAAACCAUUGAUUCUAAUAUACUUACAAAUAAUGAAGAUAAUAUUAUAACACUAAAUAAAAACAGUCUUAAAUUGGAAUAUCCCGAGUAUACUUUUAAUGAAUAUGAUAUGGAAAGUAAUAAUUUAUCUAAUGAAAAUAAUGCUCUUAAUGAUAGUAAUUUUGAUGUUAAUGUAUAUCAAAAUGUAGAUGUAAACAAUUUAAAUAAUGAAAAUAAAAAUGAUAAAGAUACUAGUACAAAUGAACAAAAUAAAAUUCAUAAUAAUAAUUCUAGAGAAAAUAAUAAUGAAACUAGUAAAAAUGUGGAUCCAAAAGAUUGUAAUAAAAAAGUGAAUACUCAUGAAUCUAUUUUAAAAAAAAAGAUGAAUAAUGUUUUUGUUAAUGAUAAUAGUAAUUUUGAUUUUGAUACCACAAGUGGAACAACUGAUAAAACAUACAAUGCUAGUAGUAUGAAUAAUAAUAGUACUUAUACUAACAAGAAUAAUGAUUGCCAUUCUUUUGAUGGAAAUAUUAUUCAUAAAUAUACAAAUAGCAAUGGUGAGGAUAUCAAUAAAUCCAAUAAUAGCGAAAAUGUUAAGUACAAUCAAAAUGAAAAAAAAAAUGAAUCUCUUAAUUUAUUAUCUAGUAAGGAUAAAAUAGAUACAAAAAAAGCAAAAAGUGUUGCAAAAAAAAGUAUGAAUAGCAACAGUUCUAUAGAAAGCUCCGUAAAUAUUGUAAACUACUCAAUAUCUGAUGACAAAAAUAUGAAAUUAAAGAAAAAAAAAAAAAAAAAUAGUAUCAGUGAUAUUUUAACACAUUCAUUAACAUUAUCAGAUAAUUUAGAAGACAGUAAAAGUGUUUCCCAAGGAAAUAAAAAUAUCAAAUCUAAAGACAUAAGCAAAUUAUCAGUUAAUAGUAAUACAGAAGAGAAAAAAAUAAGAAAAAAAAAAAAAAAAAAUUCCACUUCAUCUGAUGAAAAUAUACUUGAUACUAUAAAAGUUAGUGAUGAAAAGAAAUUCUUCAAUGAAAUUAAGGAAUAUUUAAACAACAAAAAUACAAAAGAAAUAAAUGUAAAAAAAAUUGAUGAGAAUAAUUUUAGUUAUGAUAUUGACAUAAAAAAUAAUUUAAAGGAAAAAAUAAAAACUUCUAAGAAACAAUUAAGUUCUUCAAAAGAGUCAUCUCCAAAGGAUAAAAUAAAAAAAAAAGAAAAAAAAGUUCUUUUAAAACAGAACAAUAGCAUUAAUCAAAAAACAAUUGAAAAGCAGAAAAUGAACGAAAAAAAAUGUAAAAAAGCAAAUACUAAUAAUACUCUUGCCACUACUUUAACAGAAGAAAAAAAUACUCCUGAUACAAAAAAUAAAUGCAAAAAUAUAGAAGACAUUGAAAUAAAUAUAACUAAUUAUUUUGAAAAUAGAGAUAAUGAAAAAGGCAUUAUAGAAAAAAAUAGCACAGAGAUGAUUAUUAAUUCUUCGAAUACAGAAAAUGUUAAAUUAAAUUCAUUCAGUUAUUUAAAUAAAUUUAAUAAACACAAAAAUGAACUUCCCAAUGAUUGUGGCAUGCCAUUCAGAAAUAUUGAUUACUCUGAUGAAAUAGACCAAAAUAAUUAUUCGAAAAAGAAAAUAAAAAACGAAAAAUCGGUUAACCAAAUACAAGAAAAUAAUUAUAUAAACGCUUCAAAUGAAAGUUGUAUAGAAAAAAUAGAUAAAAUAAAUCUAUGUAAAAGUAAAUCUUAUUCUGAAGAUAUUUAUUCUCAAGAAGAAUUUUAUCAAAAUCACCACACUUCUUCAAAGAAAGAAAUUGAAACAAAGUCUUUUGAAAAAGAAAAAGAGAUGGAAACAAAGAAUAAUGAAAAUAAAAUAGAGAUAAAAUAUGCUGAAAAGGACUGGACAAAAAAUGGAUUUAUAAAAAGAAUAAAAAAAGAGAAAGAAAAUGAAAAAAGUAAAUAUAUAGAAAAAGAGGAAAUUAAAAAUAAUAGAAGCAUUUUGCAAAAUGAAGAAACAGAUCAAAGUAUAUAUACUAAACAAGAUAUGAAUAAUACUGAAGAAAAUGAAAAAGAAGAAAAUAUAAAAAACUUAUAUGAUGAAAGUACAAUAAAAAAUAGAACAAAUGUUCAACAAAAAAGUCGAAAAUUUAAAGAUAUCUUUAUAUCAUUUAUAAAAAGAGAUGAUUCAAAAAAAAAUGAAGAUGUACCAGAAAAAAAUGUGGAGAAUAGAAAAAUGUUAAAAAAGGAAAAUGCAAAAUCUGAUGAAUUAAAAUUAAAUAAAAAAAAUGAAAAUGAAAAAAUUAAAACUAAUUUUUAUAAUUUGAAAAAAAAGUCUUACGAUGAAGAUGAUGAAAAAUCUAAGAAAAAAUUUUUUACAAAAAAAAAAUUAUUCAGCGAUGCAUCAAAUGAUUUCUUACAAAACGAAUAUAUUGAAAAGGAGAAUAUAUUAAAAAAAAAUAUAAUCAUUAACAAUGAAUCAGAUGAAAAAUCUGCAAGUUCUCCACCGAAAGAAAAUAUAAAUAGUGAUAAUACUUUAGAAGCUAACUCAGUAAUUAAAAAACGACCGAACACUUUAUACAAUAACUUUUUAGAAAGCCUAAAACAUCCUUCUUGUAAAGAUGUAGUUGAAAAAGUAAAAAAUUUUAUUUUAAAAUUUCCUCAAAAUUUAAAUAGAGAAAAAGCAGCAAAUAAAAUUCACAAUUUUAUAAGUGAAACACAACCCAUCUUACUAAAUUCAGAAAUUUAUAAAAAUUUAAAUAAAUAUCAAAUAAAUAUGAUAAUAGAAGGUUAUGAAAAAUUUAUUAUGCAGAAAUUAUACUUUCACCUGUAUCAAAUGGAUAUUAAAGAUAAAGAUGAAGAUGAAAAAAUAUACACAAAAAUAAACUGUUUACAAUGGGUAGAACUGAAACAUUUAGAAAUUAUUGAAGAAAUAAAUUUAGAUCGUUUACAAAUUGCACAAAGAGAGCUUUUAAGAAUACAAAAAAUGAAAGCACCUAAUGAUAAAUUAAUUAUGAUUUUAAAUUGUUGUCGUAUUGUUACUUCAGUUCUCUUCGAAGCUAAAAAAAAUCAUAAAAAAAAUAAAAAAAAAAUGCUAAAUAGCAACAAAGAAUAUAAUAUAAAUAAACUUGAUGAUAAUGUAAGUGAAAAAAAUAAGCAAGACGUAAUAAAUAAAUAUAUAAAAAACAUUGUAGAAAACAAUCAAAUUAAUAAUUCUAAAAAAAAUAUUGAAGGAAACAACGGAGAUAAUAAUAAAGAAAAUACAACGUAUGAAAAUUUAGACGACUUUGAAUAUCAAGAAGAAAUUAAAAAUAAAAGUAACUAUCAAUAUUUAGAGGAAAAUGAACCAAAAGAUACUCAUAAUAAUAAUUUUAAUAAUUCUAAUGACAAUUUAAAUGAAAAUUUAAAAAUUUCUAAAAAGUAUUUAAAUAUUGACACAAUAAUAGAAAGUGAUGAUGAGCUACUACCAUGUGCCGAUGAAGUAUUACCUGUUUUAAUUUUUGUUAUAAUUAAGACAAAUCCACCUGAAUUAAUUUCUAACAUUGCAUAUAUUCAAAAUUUUAGACAUCCUAGCCAUUUUGUAUCUGAAGAAGCUUAUUCUUUUACCCAAUUUUGCAGUGGUAUUGAAUUUAUUAAAGAACUUGGAAAAACUACUUUUUUAAAUAUAUCAGAAGAGGAAUAUAAAAAAAAAGUUUCAGAAGCUGAGAAAUUAUACUUAAAUGAAGUUAAAGAAAGUAACAAAAAGUUACAAGAAGCAGCUGGUAAAUUAAAUGAGUUAAUCAAGCUUUCUAACGAAAAAAACUUAUACAGUAAUAUUGCCAAUAAAAUUGAAUCCUUAAACUUAAAUUUUGAAAAAACAGAAAAUUUAGAUUCUCUAAGUAUAUCAAAUUUACCAUCAUUUUUUGAAGAAUACAAAAUCCUUGUUAAAUUAAAAAAUGACAUUUUAAAAGAAGUGCAAGACCAUUUUAGUGAAAAUUUGAAUCAAAAAUAA